Messenger RNA from Chara braunii, 3126 nucleotides. NCBI's taxonomy places the organism in Eukaryota, Viridiplantae, Streptophyta, Charophyceae, Charales, Characeae. The record is from the annotation of a GenBank genome assembly.
GUAUUUGGAAAGGUGUUCGUGGUAGAUCUCGCAAAGGGAAGGGAUCGCUCCUCAAUACCGAUCGAGAUAUGGCGGCUCCUGGCAGCGAGCCUCAGGCCAACGUUCCCGUUAAUGAUUGGGCGGAGACGCAGGAGCCGAGCAUCAUCGUCUCUCUGGACUCCGCAAGGAACGUUUCCGCGCGCACUGGUGGCAGGAGCAUUGACAUCUGUCCGCCGACUGCAGAUCUCGGAAGUAGGCAAACUAUUCCAUGGGGGGAUUCGAUCGCCGGUCACUCGAUUGCGAGUGACUCCGGUCCAGCGGCGACGACGGCGAUCGUGCAAUACGAUGCGGGCAUGGCGGCGCCGCCGCCAUCAUCGCAGCCACGGCUCCUGGGCCAGGUACCGAACUACGGGAACUAUCCACCUCAGCAGUUUCCCCGCGCCCAGGGGCCGUUUCCCCCCACCCAGGGGCCGUUUCCCCCCGCCCAGGCGCAGUUUCCGCCCUCCCAGGCACCGUUUCCUGGCGCCCCCCCGGCGCCGUAUCCGACGGGAGGGGGCGUUCAUGCACCUGUGCCAUCGAAAUCGACACAGACUACUCCUCUGUGGGAAUCUCUCUUGAAUAUCGUUUGCUUCGCCGUUGUCUUGUUGUUAACCAUCAUCGUUGUGGCGUUGCUGGGCGGCGGGAAGGAAGAAGAAAGUUAUUUCGAUACCUUCAAGGUGUACCAGGGUGCAACGUUUCUGCUGUCGAUGUCAGUGAUUGUCUGGCCGUUUGUGAUAGCAAUGCUGGUAUUUGAUAUCAUCUCUGCAGCGCAGAAGUCGAGUUUCUACCACUCCAACACGUAUAUUUUGGUGCCCAUAACUACUAUAUAUGUGGUUCUUUCGUACAUGUACUUCGGGGCCACGUGUGCAGCUCUUCGUGGUGUACAUGAUUUUCGUAGCAUUUUCUCUGAGGCAUAUCCCUUUGCUAAGGAACUGCGUUCCACUCAAAUGUUUUUGGGAGCUUCCAUUCUUGGGCUUUUUGCGUGUGUUGUAUUCAUGUUACCCCUACCUCUUCUUGUGAUUAGAAGUGUAGACAAGCUGAUCUAGGAGAACGAGAAACUGAAGAGAUUCUCCUUUCCGAUCAAUUCUUGCAGAUAUUGGUAUGUAAAAUGUUUUAGUGUCGACGGACCCGCAAACAUUGUGUGAGCUAUCGACCUUAGAACUACUCAGUAUCUAUAAUUACUGCAUGCUGCUUACGCUGCAUAGAGAUGAUAGCAAAUGCUAUUUGGCACGUCGAACAGGCCUCAGCAUUUUUCUUUCCCCAUUCUCAGCCCCUCAGACCACAAGGAGCAUAUUGACGUGCAACACAAUGCGACAGCUUUUCAAUUUUCGUGCUGGAACUGCCGGCCAGGAGCGACUACCAUGUCAAGCACUAGAAGAGUUAUUGCAGCCAAUCUGCUCUGGGAAUGUAUGUACAGUUGGAUAUUAUCCGAAGCCCACAUGAUUUUUGGGAACCUUUUAAAGUUCCUUUUAUGCUCUUCAUUCGACUUAUGUCCCUGCCAUAUUUUGUUUUUGGUCAUAUUCUGUUUUUAGUCAUCCUGAGGAUUCAAAUGUGAUGCCAACCUUUGGGGUUGGUGAUUGAUUACCAGCUGCCUCCGGACAGGUACUACUAGGUGGUCAGUAUGGAUCUUGGUCCUAUUUGGAAACUUAUCAGUGACAGGUGAUUGGAUCGACGGGAAGCAGCAAAGCACACUGCUAGCUUUCACUCUCAGGUGAUGGAUGAAUGCCUGCAAUGGAGCAGAGACGCGAGUUCGGAGGCUGCUGCUACUCGUUUCCGGUGGCCAAAACAAGAAGGGAGGGGAGGUCAGCUUCAUAUGGGUACCUUUCUAAUUGCCCUUUCAGGCCUUAACGACCAGAACGGAAUCAACUCUGCGAACUCAAGUUUUGGCUUCGGCACAUGAACUCACAUCAGACACACUGCUUGCUUACACUCUCAAGUGAUGGAUGAAUGCCUGCAAUGGAGCAGAGACGCGAGUUCGGAAACUGCUGGUAGUCGUUCCGGGCGGCUGGCUUCGGCAUAUGAACUCGCAUAACAUAGGUUGCAAAAAGGAGCUCAAUCAAUUGGGGUGGGUGUUUGUUACGCUGGUCCCUAGCAUUUAAGAGAGUGACAAGUUCCUUUGCCUAUAAUCUAUUAAACCGCCUGUACUUCCUAAAGUCGUGCUCUUUAACAAGCCACAAUUUUAGGAAACGUACGGGCCACUACAAGAGCGCCCAAAUUCAUCCGACUAGAAACGUUUCUACUCUAUUUUUUUUCCGCGGCCGAUAGCUGGGCCAAGUACUGGUGGUUUACGUCUCCCCUUUACUUCUGGGAUUAUAUUAUUUUUUGUGCUUUGCAUUUUAAAUUAUUACUCUAUGACUUGAAGGCAGACGAGUGACUGCACUGAUGGCCCUCAAGAGGGAAGGGGCCCUUUUGGUAGAAAGAAGAAAGCAAAACGAUGAGGAAACCAAUGGCUAGCGGCAUGGAGUUGGGACAUGAGUGGGCAAACUGGUUCUGUAUGGAACUACUGGAAGUUCCCAAGGACCUGGGCACUCUGUACUAUGUCUCUUCCUGAGAGCAUAUACUCACGCCACAGGUUGUAUCACGUACCACCCUUUUCCAUAGAGCCUCCCACACAAGGACUUUCUUGACCAAGCCUGACUAUUAAUCAUGGCUUUGCUCAAAUAAUGGCAAGUAUACUUCAGAGCGUGCAAACUCGGCGCAGAAAUAUGAUCUGCAGCCUGCUGUAGAAUGAUAACUAUGUUGUAACACUGUCAGCCGCUAAGUUGGCUCAGAUGUAAUACCAGAGUGGCCCCCGACCCAAAUACAUUAAGGAAAGUACAAAGGGUAGUACGCUAUAAGCAUAUGUCAUUGAAUGAUCAGUAGUUUGUUUGGUGUUUUUCUUCUUUCCCUCUCUCAAAGAGGAUACAACCCCUGUUUUGUUCUGGAGGGGGGAAUCCGAUCCAGUCCGGUUAAUUAUCCCCGGCAAGCAUAGAGAAAUAAUGAUCAGUAGUUUGGUUACUUUGUUGAUGAUAAGUCAACCCUCUGGAGCGACAGUCGCUCUAUUUUAUUGAGCAAAGCCAACAUUUCACAAUGUCAGUGAUAGCAGUGGAAUGAAAAAGCCUGCAGCUC